Molecule: messenger RNA, 2046 nt
Organism: Nymphaea colorata (pocket water lily)
Lineage: Eukaryota; Viridiplantae; Streptophyta; Magnoliopsida; Nymphaeales; Nymphaeaceae
Product: RNA polymerase sigma factor sigF, chloroplastic
Exons: 9
Coding region: 166-1884 (572 amino acids)
Biological process (GO): DNA-templated transcription initiation; regulation of DNA-templated transcription
Molecular function (GO): DNA-binding transcription factor activity
Source: RefSeq, a predicted model, not a curated record
CGCAAAGCGAUAUGGACCGAUAUCUGUUGCUACCCUUUUGUGUGUUCACGGUGGACUAGCUGAUGGUGAUUCCAGGAAAAGAGAAACAAGAAAACAGAGAUAAUGCAGGUGCUCGAUGCCGCCAUGGAAGUGUAGAGAAGGCCUUAGACAGCGAGCUCAUCAGAAAUGGAGGCCGCCAAUCGAUUAUGCUCCCAGUCGUUCCUUACCUCCAGUGCUUAUCUCAAAGCCAACCACCCUGCUCUUCCUUGUCCUACUUCAGUGUUAUUGUUUCAUGAACGCACUCCUCUGGUGGUGCGCGCCAUGUCAACUACAUCAACGCUCUGCCAUUUUCCUGCAUCAGUCCUUUUACAAGAACAGCGGGAUGAUACUAGGCAUUCUCUUCAUAUUGCUAGGGAUGAUAGAACGUCCGAGCUGAAGACAAUGAUCGAUAAUGAGGCAUUAGCUCUAACGAAUUAUAGCGCUCUUGAUCAAUACUUGAAAGACUUUGAGCGCCAACUGCUUUAUGGGCCGGUUUUUUGGAACAUAACAUUAUCCUCUAGUGCAGAGGUCCUGCCUGUGGAAACUGGGGCACGAAUGACAGAUAAUGAUGUGUGCCAUAAUGAAAGCACAAAGAAGCAGCAAAGUUUUGAUGCUGUAACACCAUGGGAUGUGUUAACACUUGCAAAACAGGCAGUGGUGGCUUCCAAAGAAGCUGCAUCUUUAUUGUCAGAUUCUAGGAACCUAGCCACUGAUUUUGAAGAGCUACAUUCACCAGGUCUGAUGAGGGAAGAAUUUGUUGAUGAGAAUUGCCUAGAAGAGAUAACCGUAAGGUCAAACAAGCAUUUGGAGAGGAAAGCAAAGAGACAGAAGUUGCCCAAAAAGGCAAAGGACCUUCAAGCCAUUCCUUCACAAGUUCCAGAUAAGAACCGGAGAGUCAAUCUCAAAAGCUUUGAUCCUGAGGAUCCUCUCAGGUUAUUCUUGUCAGGUCCUGAAACAACGGAGCUUUUGACAGCAAAAGAAGAAGAAAAGCACUUUUCCCAAGUUCAGGAUCUUAUGAAACUUGAGGAAUUAAAACAGCAGCUGCACUUGCAGUCCGGUCGUGUGCCAACAUUAGUUGAAUGGGCUGAAGCUGUUGGCACAAGCUGCCAUGUUCUGCAGUCACGCCUUCAUUUGGGGAUGAAGAGUAGAGAUAAAAUGAUUUAUGCUAACCUCCGUUUGGUGGUUUAUAUUGCUAAAAGUUACCAAGGCAUGGGAAUUAGCUUGCAAGAUUUGCUUCAGGCAGGAAGUAUGGGCCUUAUAAGAAGUUUAGAGAAGUUUAAUCCCAGAUGUGGUUGUCGAUUUUCAACAUAUGCAUACUGGUGGAUACGCCAAUCAAUUAGAAGGGCUAUAUUUCAGAAUUCAAGGACCAUAAGAAUACCGGAAAGUGUAUAUGGGAUCUUGAAACAAAUAAGAGAUACGAGGAGGCUAUGCAUUCAAGAGGGACAUACUCCAACAAAUGAAGAGCUAGCCAGACGAAUUGGAAUAACAGUUGAGAGGCUGACAGAGAUCUUGAUGUCUACAAGAAAACCAACUUCGCUUCAACAGUCUACAUGGAUGGAUCAAGAUGUCACCUUUCAGGAAGUUACUGCCGACCCAAAGGUUGAAUGCCCAGAGGUGAGCAUUAACAAGCAGUUGAUGAGGAGACAUAUUCGCAAUCUGCUGAGCAUACUGACUCCUAAAGAAAGGAAAAUAAUUAGAUACCGUUAUGGGAUGGAUGGUGGCAAAUGUCAUUCCUUAUCAGAGGUUGGUGAAACGUUGGGAUUGUCGAAGGAGAGGAUUCGGCAAGUAGAAAAUCGUGCAAUUGACAAGCUUAGGAAGUGCAGUGAAAGCCAUGGUCUUGCUGCCUAUUCACACUUGCUUAUGUAAAGGUGUUAACGUCAAACAUACAAUACCUUAUACAUCAUGUGUAGUGAUGUUUUUCUUGCGCAUUAUAACAGCCUCAUACAUCUUUUCCACAUCUGUAAUUAACUCCAGAAAUCUGAAAAUUGUAUGUAUCAAAAUUCGAUGAAAUUCUCUCCCUUUGUUGGA